Molecule: messenger RNA, 999 nt
Organism: Mus pahari (shrew mouse)
Lineage: Eukaryota; Metazoa; Chordata; Mammalia; Rodentia; Muridae
Product: mas-related G-protein coupled receptor member X2
Exons: 1
Coding region: 88-999 (303 amino acids)
Biological process (GO): G protein-coupled receptor signaling pathway
Cellular component (GO): membrane
Molecular function (GO): G protein-coupled receptor activity
Source: RefSeq, a predicted model, not a curated record
AUCAGUGGAAGGGAUCUAAGAGUGGAUUCAAACAUAUCAUACUGGGGAAUUAACAUUACAGCUGUGAAUGAAAGCAACCGCACUGGAAUGUCAUUUUGUGAAGUCAUGUCUUGGACCAUGAUUUUUCUUUCCCUCGUUGUUGCCCUAGUUGGGCUGGUUGGAAAUGGCACAGUGCUAUGGUUCCUCGGCUUCCAGAUGCGCAGGAAUGCAUUCUCUGUCUACAUCCUCAACCUUGCUGGUGCUGACUUUCUCUUCAUUUGCUUACAAAUUGGAUAUUGUUUUCAUAUAAUCUUGGAUAUUGAUUCCAUACCCACUGAAAUUUAUAUGUUUUACCAUGUUGUGUUAAACCUUCCUUAUUUUUGUGGCCUAAGUAUCCUCAGUGCCAUUAGCAUUGAACGCUGCCUGUCUGUCAUGUGGCCCAUCUGGUAUCACUGCCAACGUCCAAGGCACACAUCAGCUGUCAUUUGUAGCCUGCUUUGGGUCUUGUCCCUAGUGUGGAGCCUCCUGGAAGGAAAGGAAUGCGGUUUCCUAUAUUACACCAGUGGCCUUAGUUGGUGCAAGACAUUUGAUUUAAUCACUACUGCAUGGUUAAUUGUUUUAUUAGUAGUUCUGUUGGGAUCCAGUCUGGCCUUAGUGAUUACUAUCUUCUGGGGCUUACACAAGAUUCCUGUGACCAGGCUGUAUGUGGCCAUUGUGUUCACAGUGCUGGUCUUCCUGCUCUUUGGUCUACCCUAUGGGAUCUACUGGUUCCUCUUAGUGUGGAUUGAGAAAUUUCAUUAUGUCUCACCUUGUAAUAUGUAUCUAGUCACAGUAUUUCUGUCCUGUGUUAACAGCUCUGCCAACCCCAUCAUUUACUUCCUUGUUGGGUCCAUUAGGCAUCAUCGCUUCCAAUGUAAGACUCUUAAGCUAUUUCUGCAGAGAGCCAUGCAAGACACUCCUGAGGAGGAAGAAUGUGGAGAGAUGGGUUCCUCAGGAAGAUCUAGAGAAAUUAAACCUUAG